UCCACAGUAACAGGUGCUCGUGAUGCUGACGACUCCGGCUGAGGAAGAGUAUAGUUCUGGCAAAAAAGGUUGACAUUUUCACCUGACUCCUAUACUUCACCAUGAACCCUCCGAGUGUUUCUUUGAAGGCAAUUAUCAUCGUACACUUUGUCUUGGUGAUAUGGGCGUCCAUGAUGGAGGGCUACCUGCCCCCAGCCUACUGGGCAAUGAACCUGUUUAUCUUGAUGCUGGGAGUGUGGGGCAUUGCCUGUCCGGAGUCAGCUGAUGCUAUUCUCAUGUUCUUGAUUUUGCACCUCAUCAGUAUCCUUCAAGACAUCAUCUUUAUAGCCAUACACCAGCCUCUGGCCUACGAUGCCUUUGAAAGGCCCAACAGUAAAAGAGUGUCAGAAUUCCGGUUUUCCACAGGGAUGAGCAUUGUGAACCUGAUCGUGAAGCCUUUUACAUCCUUCCUGCUGUACCGUAUUUUCAAGGACAGGGGUGGUGAAUACGGCACCAUCAACAUACCAGGAUUCCCCAACUUUGGCCAGUCACCAACGACAGGAGGCCAGUACGAGAACAUCGAUCAACCAGUCCCAACCAACCAGGUGGACUCCCCAGAUGACCACAACCCAUACAGUGACAAGUCUCCUGUCCACCCUUAGAGAUGAGGGGGUCAAAGCUAUGAUCGUUACUGUGAUGAUGUGAAGGGAGAUAACUCUUUAAUCUGUUCUGCAUAUCACCCGAGAGAGUUAGAGAAUGGUACAGGUUUACAUAUGUAGUCACAUCUUGUGUUUUUAAGAAGAUUUUUUUUUCAAUGAGUGUUUUUCUUCCGAAAAAAUGUAUGGACAUUUUUGGUACAGUAAUUGGUGCCAGUAUGUUACCCCCUUGUAAAAGCUAUUUUUAUCUCUGUGAUGAUAAGAUAAAUUAUUGGUUUUUAUCAGAGUAAUGUCCAGAUUUUCUUGUAUAAUACUGUGUAAAACUCCCCUUGGAUAAUCCUGUUCUUUGGCUAGGUGCCCCUAGACAUUAAACUUAGAUAAUCAGAAAUGUUUACGGUCUAAAUAAUUUAUUUUCCAAUGUACUGGGUAGAUUUUGUUAGCGAAUACUUGAAAUCAUAAAUAAUUUUCAAUAUUGAUAGUAAUUACUUGUAUCUAUGAAACAAAGAUUUGCCAAAGAUUUAAAUUUGUGAAUUUGUCUCCUUGCAAAUAAACUCAAAAUUGAUCUCGCAGAAAAACAAAGUAAUUAAUUAUGAUUAAAAAAAGUAGUUUAUGCUUUGACAUUAUCAGUGACUACUGACCAUUGUCUUUAGUCCGUAAAAUAUUUGAUUGCAACAAAUAUUGAUGUGUUGGAAUAGAAAGAACAAAUUCUGAUGAAUUUUUGUUUACAAUAGUACAGAUCAAUAUCAUGAAGUUGAGUUUUACAGAAUCAUUAUUAAUUGAACUUUUUUAUUACUUUUUAUGUGAGGUUGGAUAGGUUGAAGUGGAAAUAAUUCACCUGUUAAUGUAUAUGCUGAAAAUAAGACCAGGUAAUCUUACACCAAGUCAACAUAUUUACACAAUGGCAGGAUUCAUGAGGUUUGAAUAAUUUUAUCCCAUGUCAUUUAUUUUAUAAUUAUACCCAUUCAUAUAUCAUAAUUUUUAUCUUUACAUGAUUUUAACAUUCCAUUUUUUUCUGCUGAUUUCUUCAAUGUUAUUUAUAUGCAUAUACAGGUAGCAUUUUACAUACUGGUAAUGUUAUUUUUACAUACAUAUAUGGCUGAAGAUCGUUGCUUUACAUUUCAAGCAAAAUCUUAAAUGACCGUAUGGCAUGAAAAAGACUGGGACGAUGAAGUAACUUUAUGAUACAUUUUCCUCUCCACAAAUCAGUUAUAUGGUGUUUAAACAUUGAUGUAUUUGUCAUCCGCCAUUGACAGUAUGGUUCAAUUUCAUUGAUAACCUUCAGAAUUUUACAUUUGAGAGAUUAAUAUAUAUCAUAUACGUUUUUACUGAAAUCAAUAGAUCCCUAGAGCUUUAAGCUUGUGAUUAAUUAAUUGUGCAAUAUUAUUACAGGGUUAUGGAUCCACUUGCCCAAUACUUGAGACAACCAAUUUUCAGAGUUUUGCUCCAAUUUCACUAAAGGUUUUUUCAGUGUAUUUUAAUGGGACAAGUAGACAUUUUUGGGCAAGUGUAUUUUUAAUGCCGUUCUUUGCUUUGAAGAUUUAUUACAACAAUGUAUUUGGGACUGUGUAUGAGAUGGAAAGAAAGAGAGACGUGUUUCUGUAAGGUAUAUAUAAUACACCACACUUUAUGCACAGUGACAGGUACACUAGCCUUUUCUGUCAAUACACCCAUAAUAUAAACAAGGUUGCUAACUCCGUCCACCUAGUAAAAUGACCUGCGUGGAGUACUCGAAAGAGGGCAUUGCAGUAUUCACAGAUAACAUGCCAUUUUGUCAUAACUGUUCAUAGUAUAACGCCGGGAGCAGUCUAGAUCGACCGGAAAAUAUCUUUAAUUUGAUGUAUGAUUUACCAUAUCUCAUGCAGUAAAUUUUCGAUAGACCCUAUGAAACAUCGAACAACGGUCGAAUGUCAGCUGGUCAGAAAAAGUAUUUUCCUGUCAAUCUAGACUGUUCCCAGCACGAUACUAUGAACGGUUAUGACAAAAUGGCAUGUUUUCUAUAACGGUUAUUUUACUAGGGGGACGGAGCUAGCUACCUUGAUUAUAUGAGGGGGGGUGUAGUGAUAGACAAGACUAGUACCUGUGCUUUAUGUUGAAAAGUGUAUGAAACAUUUGCUAGUAUUUUAAAUUAAUCAUCCAUCAGUACAUUUCCAGACAAAUAGCCUCCCACCAUCCUCAUACCAAUCAUUCGAGUCUUAAACUUAGAACAACACUUUCAUUAAACAUUCCACAAUGAGUUAUUAAAACAGGAACUAUUUUGAUCUUUUAAUUUAUAUAAUUAUUACAUUUUAUGCCCUUGUUAUAUAUUUUUAACCAAUGUUAAUUACUGUUUGCAAAUAUACUGUGACUAUAUGUACUUUGUAAAUAUAGAAAUGAAUGUAUUUUGUCUGGUUGUAAUUUGUUAAAAGUUUGUUAGAAGAAACAUUCCUAAUUUGCAAUUUUCUCUCUUUGUAAAUUGAAGAGAAAAACAAAUGUUGUGAAAUCCCUUAUUUUUGUUGUUGAUUUCGUGGAAAAUUUUCAUCCACAAAUUCAUAGGUCCACAAAUUAAAUACAAGUAUGAUGAAAUGCAAUAUUCCAUUUGAGUGUGUACUCAUAAUCGACGAAUUCAUGUACCCACGAAAUGGUGGGAUUUUUUUUCCGGAAAACCACGAAAUUUGGGCCCCACCAAAAAUAUCGGAUUUCACAGUAUCUCAUGCUAUGUUAACAAUUUAUAAUGAACCGAAACAACUGGGGACGUCAACUCCAGGUAAGAGGUAGUUCAUUACAGUGUAUUUGAAAAAACAUCUUGUGAUUUAUGGAUGAUGAUGUGCUAACCACAUGUUUGAUUUUACAAUAUUUGUUUUCAUUAGCAAAUUGAACGAGGUUUGAGAGCUGUUUACAUGUUAUUGGUAUGACAGUUUAUCUUUGCAAAGGUGAUAAUUUAUCCCUAUCUGCAUUUAUUUAAUAUUUUAACAAUCUUUUCUGACUUUGAUGUUUUUGAAGAACCAAUACUUGUAGUGAAGGUUUACAAAAUAACAAAGUGAGCGGGGCUCACAGAAUUGCACCCAACUGACCAGCUUCUGACCUAAAAGGUAAUGUGUAUGUGAAAUUUAAUUCAGCGCUGGUCUUCUUGGCCACAUAGCAUGUGUGACACAGGACGAUUCCGUCGGGUAAUAUAAUACACACACCUAAAGAAGUACCUAAGCUUCAGCAGUUCAGUCCAUGCAAGAUCUUAACGAAUAUACCAUGGUAUGUACAAAGCUGGCAGUCUUUGCUGAACAGUACUAGUGACACCUCCAUAUUCAAGUCACCUUAUGACAGUGUUCUCUGUAUGGUCGUUUUAAUUUGAGUCAUGGAUGUUCUUUUCCUCAGUAAAUUUGGCUUUGAGAUACUGUAAAAUCUGAAAGUAUUGUUAUAAAUUUAAAGGUCACAUUAUUUCUAUAAAGGUCAAACUAGUAGUUAAAUGGUAAAAAUUCUUAUACAUACAACAGAGGUUGGCUAGCUGGGGUGACUUCUUGGCUUUUUGAAAUGUUGGGAGAGACCAGAAUAAGUGUUGCUGCAUGUUAGAUAUUUGUUUCUGUGAUGUUCUGUUUAAGAUAUAGUUCAAUGAUUUUGAGUGUUUACACAGUAUAUACAUACCUGGUAGUACAACGGUAAUUUAAUCAUUUGAAAAUCUAAUCAUUCCUUAUUAAACUGUUUAUAAUAGGGUUCUGCUAUAGGUUAUAGUUCUCUGCAUUCCUAUUUAUUACGUAAUCAAUUUGCAUCAGGUUUUUUUAGCCCGGACCAAAUUUUAUUUACAGAUUGAUAUUCCACUUGUUAUUAUUAUUAUCAUCAUCAUAUAAAUACCAAGACAUACCGAUGUAGAAAUAUUUUUUCUUUAAACACAAACAGUGUAAGUGUCGCAAUGUUUGAAGACCGACUGGUCCCUUUGUCAAGCUUAUUGCCGGAGUGAGUGAUUUGUAUUGUACGUGUACAACGAUGUGAUAAAAAUACACAAGAAUUGUAUAUUUCUUAUGUCACUACCAGGUACAUAUUCAAUCCAGUUUUUACGCUCUUUAUCAAGAGGCACACCAUCUGGGGUCAAGUGAUAUGAAUAUACAAUUUUGUCACAUUGUUGUACAGUGCAAAUCUCUCUCUCAGUUAUAGCUUUAAAAAGGGACCAGUCGGUCUUGAAAUGUUGCGACACAUUUAACACAUACUUUGUUUGUGUAUAAAGUAAAACUUUGAUAUCACAUGUACCUGUUUCCCAAUUGAUGAAACUUAUUGAAGAAUACCAAGUAGAAAUAUGUUAAGCAGUUCUCAUACAAGUUUGUACAUUAGUUUUAGAAUGCAUUCAUACAUGUGUCAGACAUACACCAGAUAUCCCACUGGAUGGAUCAUACAUGUGUCGGACAUACACAAGAUAUCCCACUGGAUGGAUCAUACAUGUGUCGGACAUACACCAGAUAUCCCACUGGAUGGGUCAUACAUGUGUCAGACAUACACCAGAUAUCCCACUGGAUGGGUCAUACAUGUGUCAGGCAUACACCAGAUAUCCCACUGGAUGGGUCAUACAUGUGUUGGACAUACACCAGAUAUCCCACUGGAUGGGUCAUACAUGUGUCAGACAUACACCAGAUAUCCCACUGGAUGGGUCAUACAUGUGUCAGACAUACACCAGAUAUCCCACUGGAUGGGUCAUACAUGUGUUGGACAUACACCAGAUAUCCCACCGGAUGGGUCAUACAUGUGUCAGACAUACACCAGAUAUCCCACUGGAUGGGUCAUACAUGUGUCGGACAUACACCAGAUAUCCCACUGGAUGGGUCAUACAUGUGUCAGACAUACACCAGAUAUCCCACUGGAUGGGUCAUACAUGUGUCAGACAUACACCAGAUAUCCCACUGGAUGGGUCAUACAUGUGUCAGACAUACACCAGAUAUCCCACUGGAUGGGUCAUACAUGUGUCAGACAUACACCAGAUAUCCCACUGGAUGGGUCAUACAUGUGUCAGACAUACACCAGAUAUCCCACUGGAUGGGUCAUACAUGUGUCAGACAUACACCAGAUAUCCCACUGGAUGGGUCAUACAUGUGUCAGACAUACACCAGAUAUCCCACUGGAUGGGUCAUACAUGUGUCAGACAUACACCAGAUAUCCCACUGGAUGGGCAAUCUCUCUGAGAGUUUUUCUGUCAAGGAUCAUUAAGCUGUUGGGAGCAAACAUCUAACUUUUUGUACAUGUCUUGUUGGCAACUUGAACACCAGUCAAAGAGUACAAGUAAUCAGCGUUUUGUAUAUGUGCCAGUCAAAUGUAACAAAAUUUCAAUGGACUCAUUGAAAACUUGAAAAUUCAUUAAUUUGUCAUUGAAUGACUCAAUAAUUUUAAGAACUUGACAGGAAAUUACUAUUUGAAAAAGAAGAUAAGGAAAUUACUGAAAAGGUAGAAAAACACUGCUUCAAGUUUUAAUGGAAGUGCCUUCCUCUUUUCGAGUCUGAUCAAGUAAUUCUUUGAUAACUUUUUUUUCUGUACAGCCUGUUGGUUUCACAUACAUAUUAGUUUUCAAAUUAAAUGAAGCUCCGUAUAAAGUUUGAUGUCUUCAAACUCUAAAAAAAAAACAGCAGUCACAUACAUUUUGGUUGGAAAGGUUUUAAGGUCGAUACAUUUAUGAAUAUUCAUGAACAUCUUAUUUAAUCUUUUAUAGCUUAAGCUUAUAAACUGACCAGAAAUAAAAAUUGAUAAAAAUUCACA
Molecule: messenger RNA, 6341 nt
Organism: Mizuhopecten yessoensis (Yesso scallop)
Lineage: Eukaryota; Metazoa; Mollusca; Bivalvia; Pectinida; Pectinidae
Product: type-1 angiotensin II receptor-associated protein-like
Exons: 8
Coding region: 102-641 (179 amino acids)
Biological process (GO): angiotensin-activated signaling pathway
Cellular component (GO): plasma membrane
Source: RefSeq, a predicted model, not a curated record